This is a messenger RNA of Chlorella variabilis, 1758 nucleotides long. RefSeq lists its product as hypothetical. Gene Ontology annotation, biological process: RNA polymerase II preinitiation complex assembly; transcription by RNA polymerase II. NCBI's taxonomy places the organism in Eukaryota, Viridiplantae, Chlorophyta, Trebouxiophyceae, Chlorellales, Chlorellaceae. Gene Ontology annotation, cellular component: transcription factor TFIID complex. The transcript is spliced from 18 exons. Gene Ontology annotation, molecular function: RNA polymerase II general transcription initiation factor binding; TBP-class protein binding; RNA polymerase II general transcription initiation factor activity. The record is from RefSeq and is a predicted model, not a curated record. The coding region runs from base 1 to 1758 and encodes 585 amino acids.
AUGCAGGUGCGGGAGCUGAGCGGCACGGUGAUGCCAGUUGGGGACACGGAGAUCUUCAGCCUGAAGGACGCGGCACGCCCUCCCAGCGAAGCUGAGCUGCGCAAAAAGCUGACACCAGAGGAGGCAUGCACACUGGAAGCAUGCUAUGUCGCCGCCUUCCGCAUGAAGCAGCGAGGCCUGGUGAUGCAUGAGAAGCUGGAUAAAGCUGCGUCUGCACCUUGGACUCUCACUGACGCAUUUGUUACCCACUUCAGGGAGGGCAAGGCUCAGCUGCAGCUGGCAGGCGCAGCCGAUCCGACCGGCCGCGGAUUUGGUUACAGCUUUGUGAGGGAUGUCCGGCACAAGCAUGCCAAUGCUGAUGACGUCACCAAACAGAUGGCAAAGCGUCAGGCAGGCAAGGUGCAGGGAACAGAUGCAGACCUGCGCCGCAUGACCACUGCUCAGGCAAAAGAGCGUCUCAGAGGUUACGGAAUGACCGAGGAGGAGAUCCAGGGACUGGGCAGGUGGACCAUGAUCGACAUGGCAAUCAAGUUUGUGCGGCAUCAGAAGACCACGAUGAUUGAGCUGCAGCGGCGGGCGGCCGAGAAGGCGCAGCAGAUCCUGGAGAAACAGAUGGCUGUCCUGAACAACUCUGCUGGCGAGGAUCUAGGCGAUCAGGACGCCCUCGAGGCUGAGCUUGAGCAGGAGCUGGCAGCUGCAGAGGAGGCAGCCGAGGCCGAGGGCGGAGGGGCCACCAGCAGGCCCACACCCCAGAGCAAGAAGGGCAAGCGCGAGGGCACACCCACCGCCGAUGAUGAGCAGCGCAUGAUGCAACAGAUGCGAGCAGAGGGCCUCAUGGAUGCCGCAGCAGGUGCUGGUGCCACAGAUGCUGGCACUGCAGCGGCAGCACCAUCUUGGACCCCAGGACCAGGGGGUGCUGGCGGACCGGCGCCCAAGGAGGGGUUUGGCACAAAGCGCAUCAGGCGGGAAGUGUUUCUGAAAGCAGCAGAUGGCAGCUGGCAGAAGUCGCAUGAGAUUGUUUACAUGGGACGGGAUCGCCCAGGCCAGCUGCAUUCACUGUACCAGGCAAGUGCCGACCGAAGGAGCUUCGGCUCAGCUAUGCUGCCGCCAGGGGCCGAGGCAUGGGGCGCAGCGGAAGCCGCCCUGGUCCUUCUGCGCGCGGACGUGGAGCAGGCGGCAGGGGACGCGGUGGCAAGACGGCAGCCCAGGUCCGACUUUGAGGAUGAGUUUGAGGAUGAGUUUGAGGAGGAGGAGGAGGAGCUGUCCGAUGAAGAUGAAGAAAUGUUUGAGGAGGAGGAUCCGGGCACCAGCGAUGAAGGAGCUACACCACAGCGUCAGCUGGGCACGGUUGGGCGCCAGCUGGGUGCCAUCCUGAGCGCCAUUGUGCAGCAGCUGCGCAACACAAAAAUGCCGUUUGGCUACCCUCAGAAGAUGACAAAGGUGUACGAGCUGGUUUAUGGCAAAGUGCCCAGCAACAAGCACGCCCCCGACUACCACGCUUUUGUGCCCAAGUCGAGCGUCAUCAUCCUGCCAGAGGUGCAAAAGAAGGCCAAGGCGGGGCGUUACCUCUCCCUGGAGCAGUUCAGGGCCGACCUGCAGCAGUUGUACAACAAUGCCGUGGCUUACAACUCGCCUGGCAUUGGCGGUGCCUACGGCGAUCCAUAUUUCAUCGAACUUGCUGCCAAGCUGCUAGAAGAUGCAGAGGGGCUGAUAGCGCGACACCUGGGGGAGAUCCAGGCGGUGGAGGUCAGGUCGUAG